Messenger RNA from Aspergillus ruber CBS 135680, 1506 nucleotides. Its product is annotated as putative carboxylesterase. Lineage: Eukaryota; Fungi; Ascomycota; Eurotiomycetes; Eurotiales; Aspergillaceae. The transcript is spliced from 6 exons. The record is from RefSeq and is a predicted model, not a curated record. The coding region runs from base 1 to 1506 and encodes 501 amino acids.
AUGGCGCUUCCACAAAUUCACCACAGCUCCCUCCAGACUACGUUUACCGGUACCUCUCAGACCAACGAUGGCACCACGGUCAAUUCAUUCAGAGGCAUCCCGUACGCCACUAUUCCGGCUCGCUUCGAGCGCUCGCAGCUGAUGCAGAAGUUCGACGAACCUGCGGUCGAUGCGACGCGAUAUGGACCACGAUGUCCACAAAUGAAGAUAGACGUGCGCCAUUUGCUACGCAUCCCAGAAGACAUCGAAAUUCCAGAAGAGGAUGAGGAUGAGUUCAAAUGCUUGAAUUUAGAAAUCACCUGCCCUCCGCUGCAUCAGUCGAAGGGGCCUCUUCCGGUCUUGAUCUGGAUUCACGGUGGCUCGCAGGUUGUCACGUUUUGCUCUGCUGCAUCUGGAAUCUGUGACCCAACGAAGCUCGUUGCAGACUCGAUCAAAUACCAGAAACCAAUGGUAUUUGUUUCUAUAAAUUACCGACUCAACAUCUUUGCUUUUGGUGAUGGCAAAGAGAUGAACCUUGCUCUCAAGGAUCAACGACUCGGAAUUGAAUGGGUGCGCAAGAACAUCGCUUCUUUUGGUGGUGAUCCGAAUAAUAUCACCUUAGCCGGUGAGAGCGCCGGUGGUGUUUACGCUCACGCUCACUUGGUCACUGGACCGCCAGUCAAACGGGCCAUCCUGGCUUCCGGGUCUCUCUACCUCUCACGCCCAAUGCCAGCAGCACGAGGGAAGUGGAUGGUCAAUACUCUAGAAGCUAAAGUGAAGGAACUGGGACAGUCGUCUCUUCGCGAAGCAACUGUGCCCAUUCUCAUACAGGCCCUGGGAGAAUGUAACGUCAACUCGAUGUUCCUCCAGGAGGACUCGGAAUUACAAGAUUGGGAAUCGAGACCGGAACAUGUCGAAGAAGUCAUGAUUGGAGAUACGGAAUAUGAGUCCGUGAUCUGGCGUAACGGCAUUGAGACCCACGACGUAUCUACGAUCAAUGCGGCCUUUAACUUGAACCCUGAAUGGGGUCCUCAGCUGCGCAAAAUGUACCAGGUCGUUCCUACUCGUCCAACGGCCAGCAAGCUCGGUGCCCUGGACAUCAUCGACGAUGCUCUCUACGCCAUGCCCGUCGAAGUUAUCUCCGACAAGCUCCAAGCAAAUCAAAAGACGGCUUACAAGUAUGUGGUUGACCAACCUAACCCGUGGCAGUCGUCUAGCCGUUCCCACCACGCGGUUGACUUGCUCUUCCUGUUCGGGACGAUGGACCUGUCGCACAACCCGGGUGCGGAGGGUGUCGGGCAAGAUAUGAGACGGCGGUGGGCGUCGUUUGUGAAUGGUGAUGCCCCGUGGCCCGAGCAGAAGAGAUAUGCCUAUGGUCCAUUCGGAGUAUGUGGCGAGAUUGACGAGGGACAGUUUGCUGGUCGACGGAGGAUAGGACAUAUCAAGGCAUUACGGGAGGCUGGAAAGGACGUGUUUUUGCCCAUUGUUUUUGCGUUAGCAGCCGGGAAGAUCAGUUUGUUGAACUAG